This is a messenger RNA of Fusarium oxysporum Fo47, 2040 nucleotides long. RefSeq lists its product as uncharacterized. Bases 1 to 2040 code for a protein of 679 amino acids. Gene Ontology annotation, molecular function: peroxidase activity. The record is from RefSeq and is a predicted model, not a curated record. The transcript has 6 exons. Lineage: Eukaryota; Fungi; Ascomycota; Sordariomycetes; Hypocreales; Nectriaceae.
AUGCGUUUCUCUGUUGUCGUUGCCGCGCUUUGCGCCCCCUCGGCUCUUUCUUUCCCCUGGUUAGCACCGGAGGGAUUAGAUGCGCUGCUCAACCACCCGGAAGCUCGUGCAGAGAUUGACCGACGCUUAAAAGAGCACCAAGUCGACCAAGCAGAGAAGAGCCAUGAGCCUCGACAGCUCAAGACUGGCGUCGUGGGUGGCGUUGUGUCCUUGCUCGGAGGCACUGUUGAGGCUGUCGUCGACAAUGUCUUGGGCCUGAUUCCUACCAAUAAAGCUGUCACGGGUCUUCAGAAGUUCCCUGAAUCUUCUCACCCGUUCAAGGCUCCUGGUAAAACUGACCAGCGAGGCCCUUGCCCUGGUCUCAACACUUUGGCCAAUCAUGGAUAUAUUCCCCGAAACGGUAUCGCUACGAUCGGCCAGAUCCAAGCUGGCACUGCAAAACUAUUCAACAUGGGCGCAGAUCUUUCUGCUCUCCUUGCUGUCGGUGGUGCUGUCGACGGUGGCGAUCUUCUGUCUCAGAAGAUGAGCAUCGGAGGUCCUGAUAACCGUGUCGGGCUUCUGAAUGGUGCUCUGAACAAGAUCUUUGGCAAGCCAUCUGGUAUCGCUGGACAUGGAAAGUUCAACGAAGGCGAUGCGUCUGCUACACGUGAAGAUUUCUACCUCAACGGAGAUAAUAUUUCAUUCAAGUCAGAACUUUUCAAGCAGAUGCACCAGCAGGCUCUUGCCAAGGGUGACGGCACUUACAACGUCGAUGCGAUCAAAGAACAUUUCAAGAACAGAUACAGAGAUUCUAAGGCCGCCAAUAAGCAGUUUUACUUCAAUCUUCCUAGCGCCGCAGUUGUCAUGGGCGCGUACUAUUUCGUUCCUGGCUUCUUCUCCAAUGGAACCAUUGGAGCUGGCGGUAUUGCCAAUGAAGCUUCCAUCACCUCUUUCUACGGCGCCAAGCCAAAGCGCAAGAACGCUUGGAAGGAUAAGGACCUUGAAUACACCCAUGUUCCUGAGCGCAUUCCUGAGCAAGGCUGGUAUCGACGCGCUACACCUAUGACUAUCCCUGAGGCUGUUGGUGGGAUUCUUGAUGUCUACCUUUACGCUCAGCCAGCACUAGGAGGAUCUGGCGCUGAUGGUAGUUGGGUUGUUGGUCCACUUGACUUGCCCAAGGAUCCUCAAGGUUUGAGCUGCUUCCUGUACAAUGCAAUUUUCGCCAACUUUCCUGCCGAGCUGUUCAACUCUGUCAGGCUCUUGCAGUCGAUUCUCAAUGGUGUUUCGGAUGCACUUGUUCCCGGAUACAAGGCUUUGGGCUGUAAGGUCGACUUCCCCGAUGCCAAGGGAUCUUCGGCGAGUAAGAAGUUCGCCGCGUACGAGAAGAAAAUUCACGUUGUAUACUAUCAGCAUACGCAAAACCCAUUCCUGCCAACUUUACCCAUACCCGGAGACCCCAGAAACGGUGCAGCUUCCAGCGUAUCACGUUCCUUCCGUGGUAAUACGUUCUCGAGUGCUUGUCGACUCUGGAUGAUUGCCCAGGAAGUUCUGGGUGUUUACAACUUUGCUAAGGCACUAAUUUCGGAACGUGUCCCGCUGUCAUUUGCUGAAUUAAAGUAUCAGAAAUUAUUGGUAUGGGUUGACGGCCUUGACGAUGGCAUGAAGAGAGUAGAGGACUGCCCAUACGAGAGUAUCAUCUUCCAUACCCUUUUUCACGUCGUUGUGACGAUAAUAUUCCGCCCAUUCAUCACCCUGCCACGGUCAAGCCGAUUGAUGACACUGACAUCUCCAGACAGUCACCCCAAAGCAUUAUACGCUGCUUCGAUGAAUCAACUGAAAGAAUUGGUGUUUUGCUUCUAUGCGAAGUAUCCUCAAUCUGCUUACACGACAUUCUUCAAUGCCGCACCACCCACGCUCAGCCUCGCGAUGCUAGAAGAUCUGCAGGGCCCAUCAUGGCGACACUAUUUCUACCUAUGUGUGCGCUGCUGGCAAGACCUGUUUGAAGAGAUGGUCAUAUUUGACGAGUUGAUUUAUAAGAACACAGCGUUGUCUAGCAAGUAG